CGUCAUUCAUAUCGUGGCGAGCGAGAGCGCACAAACAACUUGCAAGACAUUGUGAAAUGUGAACGGCCACCCACUGCUUGCAUAUCUCCUUGUACUACUACUAAUUUACUUGAAAGUUGUGGCUACGAAACAGUUAGUCUAUUGACUCCUGCCAUACAUGUUGAAUCCAUUACUGCGCUAUUAAUAAUUUUAAUUAGUGAUACUGGACAUUCAUUCCAAUGACAAUUGUUUCGACGAAUAUUAGUGAAAACAUCAUAAUGGCGGAUCCAGUAGCAACAAAUACAGACGACUUGGAAGAUGGAGAAAUCGAAAGUGACGGUGAAGAAACAAAUGAAGUUACCACAGAAGUCAAGAAAGAAGAAUCAGUACCAGAUGUUGAAGGCACUAGAGAUCAAGAUAAAACUGACAAUCAAAAUUUUUACCACUCUAAAUCAGGUAAGAAAAAAAAAUCAAAAUCAAGUAAAAGCGAAAAGUCAAAAGAUAAAAGUAAAAAGAGUCGAAAGUACACGGAUUCCGUUGAAGAUGAUUUUGCUGGUAAUAUUGAGAAAGCUAUUAGAAAAGCUAUGAAUAAAGCUGAGGGAGGUGAAAAUCAAGCUGAAGAGGAUGUUGAGGAACGACGAAAACAUAAAAAACGAAAGAAAUAUGAUGGAAAGGAAGGGCCUAGUAAGAAACGCAAAAAGCAAGAAUAUUCUGACGAAAUGGACGAAAGCGAAAUGAUGUGUGUGAGGGGUGCUUCGCCUGUACAGAAAAAAUCACCAGAUGAAAUGUAUCAAGAUGACGACAGAGAAUCAUAUGAUUCUGAUAGCAGUCAAGACUCUCGCGGUCAUCAUGCUCAUCGUCAAAGACAUAGGCCGCCUCAGCGGGUGAGAAAUAAAAACAAAAAUGACAGAAGAAGAGAAACACAUCCAAUGCAAGAUCCUGAUGGUGUUUGCUUAUAUUAUAUGCAAGGAAAAUGUCAUAAAGGUGAUGAUUGCAUUUACUCUCACGAUGCUCAACCUCCGAGAAAAAUGGAAUUAUGUAAAUUUUAUUUGAUGGACUGCUGUGCAAAAAGAGAUAAAUGUUUAUAUAUGCAUGCAGAUUUUCCAUGUAAAUAUUAUCAUACUGGGCUUCCUUGUAUAUACAAAGACGAAUGUAAAUUCGCACAUGGUAAACCACUUAAUGAUAGUCUAAAAAAUAUAUUAUUAAAACACAUUGAGUCAGCGCCUAAAGAAAUUUUAGGUGAUUUUCCGAGAUUAAAUAGAGAAGGUGCAUUAAAAAUGAUACAAACCACGCAAUUAAAGUUAAUGCAACAGUUUUCAGAAAAUAAUGAUAAUCAAGUAAGAAACAUACCAUCGCUUUUUGAUUUAAAUAUACCAAAUCCGCAAAGUAAUCCCGACCUACAAAUGCAUCAAUAUAAUAACGAAAGACAGAAUAAAAUAUCACCCAAAGUUCGUCAAUCAAGAUGGCAAAAUGAUCAUUUAAGUCCAAAUGCAAAUUCGUCUCCUAAUAGCAGUAAUGUAGGAAAUACGAAUGUUUUAAGUAUUAAAAAUUUAACUGGUGUAUUAACACCUCGACAAAUAUCUGAUCUGACAAAAAUGGGUAUUGAAAAUCUAGAUCAAUUAGGUCAGCUAACAGUAUUACAGUUGAAUAGUAUUGGAAUAUCUCUGAAACAAAUAACCGAAAUUCAACUGAACACGAUGAGUAUUCAAAAGUUAGGUCUAAUCAACAAUAUUGAACAACAGUCUCAAUUUGGAGGGCCUAAUACUGUUGCGAAAGAUUUAGAUUUACGUGUGCCACCUGCAGCCCCUUCUUCGAACAGUUUAUCGAUGCCACCAGAAUUACCUGGACAAGACGUUGAUAUGCGCUUUCAACCCAAUGUUACGCUUGGUGUUAAUGAAGAUUCAUCAAAUAAUAAAAUAUUUAAAAAAGAUGCAAAUAGUAAAGAUAUGAUCGAUAUUGAUCAAUAUACGAAGGACGCAUUAAAGUUUGCAACAAAAGAUAAAGAAAACAUUGAUAUAUCAAAUGAGUCUUUAGAAAAUGAAAAACUUCAUCAAAUUAAUGAAGUAAAAGAUGUUGAUCAUAGGGUACUUCCUUUUACAGAAGGCGAUACUAGCAUUCGACGGCCUAAUAUUGAAGAAAGCUUAAUGCAUACUGAAGGUGAUACAGACAUACGUUUCUUGCAACCAGAACCAAUAUUUAAAAAUCCUGAAAAAAGCACGAUAAGUAAUCGUCGAUCUACAACUGAUGACGAUGAAGAUAAUAAUUUAUUAAUUGAUGAAAAAUGGUAUUCUAGUGAUGAAGAGAAGGGUAGUAAAAAAAAGUCUCCUCAUGCGUCGCCUCAUAAUGUUUUGAUGUCACCACCAACUCCAGCGCCCUCUGUUAUAGAACCUUCAGCCGUUUUAAGUAAACUUGGAGAUCUUUCUAAAAUUGACAUUAGCGAAGAAGUUACAAAGCUAUUAAAUACAAUGAAAAAUAAUUUACAAGACAAUAAAACAAGUACUAGUGAAAUUCAAGAGCAAAUCAUUUCAAGAGAUCCGCGAUCAAGACGCUCCCCAGUUAAAACAAAUGAAAUGAGUAAACCUGCUAGCAAAAAAUCAUCACGAGUUUCUAUUUAUGAAUGUAUAGACGGUGAACCGACAGAUGGACGUAGGAGAACCGACGUUGAUCUCAGACAAACAAAUAAACCUUCAGGAUUUGGAGACACAGAUUUAAGACAAGGCACAAGUGGUGAUAUUGAUUUACGUUUAGGUUUACCCUUUAAACCACUUCCAAAUUAUACACCAGCUUCCGAAAUUAAUGGUUCUAUUAACAGUCAUCCACCUAUUCAAUAUAAAAUGAUUUUAAUUCAUAUACCCCGGCCUGAUUACACCGAUAUUAAAAACAGUAUCGCAAAAUCACAAGCUUUAACUGAUCCUAGGCUAAGGAAAGUAUUUAGAUUGUCAGUUGAGGAAUCAAAUAGCGAUAGUGAAAAGUCAUCUAAAGUUGUGAAUACAGCUCCUAGAGUAGAUCCUCGUAGAAAACCGAAAGAUUCAAUAGAAAACAUUACUGAACAGAAAUCUAAUUCUUUAGAAUUACAAACUAUUUUACAAAAUUCAAACUGGUAUAAAGAAUUAAGUUCCACCCAAAAAAUAUUUGUUAAUCAACAUUUAGCACCUGUAACCCAAAUGAUUAAACAAUUUCAACAAGAAAAAUUACCAGGUAAAAAGUUUGAUUUAACUUCUAUACAAAGCAAUACUGUCCUUUGUAAUGUUUUCACGAAUUUAGGUAUAUCAUUAGGAGAAAAUGGUGAGUUCGCGUAUCUGCCUAAGCCGAAAGAAGCUCUAUUAAAAACACCUAUUAAUUUUAAUCAAAAUUCAAACCCAUUUUCAAUGAAUAAUAACAUGCCAGGAGGCCCUGGUGCUAUGGAAGGUAAUAUGAAUAUGAUGAACAUUCCACCAAUGGGAAUGGGAGGAAUUGGUGGAAUGAAUAAUAUGAAUCACAUGCAUGGUUUUAAUCAGUCUUUACCGGAUCCAAGAGGCGGUCCAGCUCCUGGACUUUUAGGUAUUGCUCCAAAUAUACCUCAUAAUUUUAAUAACAACAAAUUUGGAGGGCCGCAUAACUUUGGAAAUAUGGGUUACAACGGUCCAUCGGGAAAUGAUUUUAACUAUAUGGAAGGCGAUCAAAACUUUCAACGGUUCCCUAACAGAGGAGGAGGUCAUCGAGGACGAGGCAACGAUCGGUGGAAUCGGGGCGGAUCCGGGAGAGGUCAUAGAGAUCGAAAAAAUUUCAAUGAAAGAGGAAAUUGGAAAAAUGACAGACAUUAAUUGUCGUAAACCUAUGCAAAAUUAUGCAAGUAUCAUGUACCCUUCCACAUACUACAGAAUGUGAUCAAGGUGAUAAUUAUUAGUAACGUUAGACUUGUUAAGGUAGUUCAUUUUUAUAAUUUAUUAUAUUGUAAUAGCGUAAGAUUUCUGUACAAGGUCUUUAAUAGUGUAAAUAUAUAUUCUACGAAGUAAAUCGAUUCACUAUAAGUUUCGCGUUAUAAGAUUAAUCAUAUAUAGCUAAUUAUCUUUAUUGAAAAUAAUAAUGAAUUUAAGUUCAUUAAAAGUACUCAUUAUACGAGCCAAAUGUUUAAAGACUGAGUGCAGGUUUAUAAUUGAGUUUUUAUGUUUUCUAUAUUAAUAAUAUGAAGGUCAACUCAUAGUAACAUAGAAAGUGAUUUCACAAACAUAAAGCUCUUUUUGAGAUAUUAAUUAUUAUUGUUAUCUCAACAGAAGAAUUAGCAAUAUUAUAUAUUAAUUAAAGUAAGGAUACCCUGAUAUGUCCAGUAAUUUUAACUAACAAAAGCAAUAUGAUACAUUACAACUACGAAUGUUGAACAAUUUUUGUAAAAUAUACUAAAUAAGGAGACUUCCGACUUGUUUGUAAGUGAUAGAGAUUUGUAUUAAUAAAAAUUCUACUGGACUUAAUAAAUUUAUGUUUAAUAUUUG
Molecule: messenger RNA, 4448 nt
Organism: Vanessa atalanta (red admiral)
Lineage: Eukaryota; Metazoa; Arthropoda; Insecta; Lepidoptera; Nymphalidae
Gene: su(sable)
Product: protein suppressor of sable
Exons: 2
Coding region: 219-3782 (1187 amino acids)
Biological process (GO): negative regulation of DNA-templated transcription
Cellular component (GO): nucleus
Molecular function (GO): metal ion binding; RNA binding
Source: RefSeq, a predicted model, not a curated record